Eruca vesicaria subsp. sativa (arugula) is the source of this 240-nucleotide messenger RNA. Lineage: Eukaryota; Viridiplantae; Streptophyta; Magnoliopsida; Brassicales; Brassicaceae. The record is from the annotation of a GenBank genome assembly.
AUGAAAAGUAUGAAAGGGUUUCUUUCUUCGAUCUCGGAGUCUAACAUCUCAGCUUCUCAGGAGGGUUUCAACAUCACAGCUUCUCAGGUUCUCAGCUUCUUAGGAUUCUCAGCUUCUCAGCUUUUUGUGUUACUGGGACUAACAGAGAAGUUCAAGGAGAAAGUCACAGGAUACUCAAGCUCAGCUAUCUUCACGUACGAAUCCUUCAUACUCACUGUCCUCCCCUUUCUCAUCGCAUAA